Messenger RNA from Protopolystoma xenopodis, 180 nucleotides. Lineage: Eukaryota; Metazoa; Platyhelminthes; Monogenea; Polystomatidea; Polystomatidae. The record is from the annotation of a GenBank genome assembly.
GUGCUUGACUCUAAAUGCCCUGUGGCUCGAUGGCACUCGUGGAAGCUUGGCGUAGUGGCUAACGUGUCUAGACUGUACACUGCUUUACCCGGGUUGAGUCCCGCUGUGGCUGCUGAUGAGAUCAGCUCAAACGAGGUCGAAACUGCAGUUAGCUUCGGCCUGGAUACGAACCCUUUGUGA